Molecule: messenger RNA, 5212 nt
Organism: Seriola aureovittata
Lineage: Eukaryota; Metazoa; Chordata; Actinopteri; Carangiformes; Carangidae
Gene: adgra3
Product: adhesion G protein-coupled receptor A3
Exons: 19
Coding region: 784-4854 (1356 amino acids)
Biological process (GO): G protein-coupled receptor signaling pathway; cell surface receptor signaling pathway
Cellular component (GO): plasma membrane; external side of plasma membrane
Molecular function (GO): G protein-coupled receptor activity; protein binding
Source: RefSeq, a predicted model, not a curated record
GGCAGGACCAUGGGAAGAGGACUUCUCAAUGGACACAGAACUAGUUUUGAAAACUUUCCAAAGACACCGGGGAACUAAAAGACACCAAAUAACCACUUUACAUACGUUUCUUUAAGUUAUGUCGAGCGUUUCACUUUGUUUUUUGACCAUUUGCAGCACACUUUGAGCUGUGUUUUUGUACUUUCGUAUUUUUUUCAGAGUUAUUUCCUGUUGGUGCCUGGAAAACAGGGAAUGGGAAGUUUACUCGCUCUUGUUUGGUUCAGUAUAUAGUUCAAGUUAUUUGGAAAUGAAAGUACGUGUUUUAUAAAGCCUGGUCGCGUCCCCUGAAGUUAAUGCAGAUAACUUGGGAUGACUGCAGCCGCCUCCCGUGGAAAAGACAACACUGUGACUCGGACCCACGCUAUGGGCAACAAAGAAAACCUCUCAACAACUGGGCAAGUUAUUUACUAACCACCGAACAUACUCAGCAUUUAAAAUUUGUGUAUUAGUAGAGUUGGAGGAAAUGAACACACCGCCACAAUGGGAAGGGAAUUAUAAAUGAGUCGUUUGGCAAACAAAGGAGGACACCUCUGUCGGACUGAAUGCCGCCGAGCAAAGGGAAAGCCUUGCGAGAAAUGGAGGAGGAAGGUUCACUUGAACCAAACAAGAUACUGGCAAAGGUCGCAUUUUUGUCUGGCUUUCGGGCCACCUUUUUAUAACAAAGCUUCUUAGUUUCACCCUACUAUCUAUCAAAACAUUCUUUCCUUUGCCAAUGCUGCGAGGGUAUUCAAGUCGCGUGUGAAAAUGAGGGUGGAUGUGUUGCAGUUGCUUGUGAUUUUGCUGCUGAGUGUCGGCGGCGGAGGCUCGGUGGUAUCAUCUGAUUGCAAAUCAUAUGAUGAACGCUCGAAAAGCGCUGGGAAGAGCCCGACGUCCGACAGGAAAGUGGUCUGCAGCAACAUGGAGCUCCAUCAGGUGUUACCGCCGGACUCCUUCCCCAACAGAACAGUCACACUAAUUUUAAACAACAAUAAGAUUCAAGAACUCAGAAAUGGAUCCUUCUUUGGAUUGUCUACGCUGGAAAAAUUGGACCUGCGGAGUAACAUGAUCAGUCGCAUUGAACCAGGCGCUUUCCUUGGAUUGCCAACACUAAAAAAACUAGACUUGUCCAACAACAGCAUUGGCUGUCUGAACAUAGACAUCUUCAAGGGCCUCACCAGUCUGAUCAGACUAAACCUUUCAGGGAACAUGUUCUCUUCAUUGGCUCAGGGGACCUUUGACAGUUUGGUGUCUCUGAAGUCACUGGAGUUUCAGACACCUUACCUGCUGUGUGACUGCAACCUUCUGUGGCUGCUGCGUUGGAUCAGAGAGAGGAACAUUGCAGUUAAGAACACCAAGUGCGCCUACCCCCAGUCUCUUCAGGGUCAGCUCAUAACCCCCAUCAGGCCAGAGCUCCUCACCUGUGAUGCUCCUCUUGAGCUGCCCUCCUUCCAGCUGACUCCGUCCCAGCGCCAGGUCGUCUUUCAGGGGGACAGCCUGCCGUUCCAGUGUCAGGCCUCCUUUGUGGCCGAGGACAUGCAGGUGCUGUGGUACCAGAACGGCCGCAUGGUCAAGCCCGACGCUGCCCAGGGUAUUUUCAUCGAGAAGCGCAUGGUGCAGAACUGCUCCCUGAUUGCCAGUGCGUUGACCAUCUCGAACAUCCAGCCUGGUUUUACUGGGAACUGGGAGUGCCGGAUCUGGACGAGCAGGGGCAACACCACCAGGACUGUGCACAUUGUGGUGUUGGAGAGUUCUGCCAAGUACUGCGCACCUGAACGCAUUUCCAACAACAAGGGAGAGUUCAGGUGGCCACGCACCCUGGCAGGGAUCAGAGCCUACCUCCCGUGCAACAGACUGCCAUCAAGCGCGGGCACCUACUCGGGGAGUUCAGCUGAAGAACAGCGGGCGUGGCGCUACUGUGACCGAGAGGGGCUGUGGGCGGAGGAUGACUACUCCCGCUGCCAGUUCCAGAAAGAUGUCACUAGAUUUCUCUAUGUCAUCAACCAGAUGCCUCUGAAUGAGAGCAAUGUGGUUCCCAGGGCUCGACGUCUCCUGGUCUACACAAUUGAUGCUGCCAACUUCUCUGACAAGAUGGACAUCAUCUUUGUGGCGGAGAUGAUUGAGAAGUUUGGCAAGUUUGUUGAGAAGUUUAAAGAUCUAGGUGAGGUGAUGGUGAGCAUGGCCAGCAACUUGAUGCUGGCUGACGAGAGGGUGCUGUGGAUGGCUCAGCGGGAAGCCAUGGCCUGCUCCCGCAUCAUCGCCUGCCUCCAGAAGAUUGCCGUCUACCGCCUGGCAACAGCACAAGCUUUCUCCCUGACGUCCCCCAAUAUUGCACUGGAGGCCCACACUGUCAGGGCCAAUGACUGGAACGGCAUGACCUGCAUGUUGUUCCAGAGGCCCAACCCCGAGCGGACACCCAGCCAGGACCGCCAGCUCACCUUCAAAUGCAACACCACCAGCUCCUUCUCCAGCAUCCUUCACAAGAGCACCUUUGUGGAGGCUUCCCUGCAGCUUCCUCAGUCUCUCUUUACCCAGGCUGCAGUCCCUGGGCAGGCAGAGGACACAGUCUACAAGCUCCACCUACUGGGCUUUCGCAAUGGCAAGUUUUUCCCCUCCACUGGCAACUCCUCCCAACUGGCUGAUGGAGGGAAGAGAAGGAGUGUGGCUACACCCGUCAUCAUGGCCAAGAUAGACGGCAUAUCCCUGCAUGUCUUGCGGACCCCCGUCAACAUCACCCUGCGGCGGUUUGCCCGCGGCUCAGACGCUGUGUCUGCCUGCUGGAACCUCAGCUUGGUGGGAGGUCAGGGAGGAUGGCAGAGCGACGGCUGCCGCAUCCUGGGCCAUCAUGACAACUUCACCACCAUAUCCUGCAACGCGCUCGGCAACUAUGGCCUGCUCAUGGACCUCAGCAGUAUUGAGUAUUUUUCUCCCGGUAUCCAGCCCCUGCACCCAGUCAUCUACGCCACUACUAUUAUACUCCUCCUCUCUCUGCUCACCAUUAUUGUUAGCUACAUCUACCAUCACAGGUCUGUCCGUGUGAGCCGCAAGUUUUGGCACAUGUUGGUCAACCUCUGCUUCCACAUCUCCCUCACCUGCGCGGUCUUUGUAGGUGGCAUCAAUCAGAUACGCUAUGCAAGCGUCUGCCAAGCAGUGGGUAUCUUGCUGCACUAUUCUACUCUGGCUACAGCUCUGUGGGUGGGCGUGACUGCACGCAACAUCUACAAACAGGUGACACGCAAGGCCAAGCGCUAUGAGGAGCUGGACGAGCCUCCACCACCACCGCGGCCUAUGCUGAGGUUUUACUUAAUCGGUGGAGGGAUACCCAUCAUUGUCUGUGGGAUCACUGCAGCAGCUAACAUCAAAAACUACGGAAGCCGGACCAAUGCGCCAUAUUGCUGGAUGGCAUGGGAGCCCAGCAUUGGAGCUUUUUAUGGCCCAGUAGGAUUCAUCAUUUUUGUGGACUUCAUGUACUUCCUCAGCAUCCUCCUCCAGUUGCGCCGCCACCCUGAGCGCCGUUAUGAGCUCAAGGAGCCGACCGAAGAGCAGCAGCAUCUGGCUUCAGCCAACGCGGAGGCUGGGCCAGAUGGUCCCCGCAGCCACUGCCAUCCCCUCACUCUCCAGCUCCAGCCUCACGAGGCAUCGUCCUCCAUAAUGUCUGCUCCCCAUGCCGUGCCCCUGUCGGCUCUGGAGAAUGAGCACACCUUUUCUGCCCAGCUGAUGGGUGCAGCAGGGGCAUUAGGGUUGUAUGCAGCCCUCUGGGUGUUCGGCGCCAUGUCUGUAUCGCAGGACCACCCCUAUGACUUGGCUUUUACCUGCUUGUUCGGGGUGGCUGCACUGGCACUGGGGGCAUUCAUGGUGGCACAUCACUGUGUCAACAGACAGGACAUGAGGCGCUAUUGGUCCCAGGCUUGUUGCUCUGGGAGGCGAGCCUACUCUGCACAGGAGGACGUCCUUCUGCCUCAGCCAGACGUGGCAGUAACAUCCACAGCAGGAUCUGCUAAUAAGGCAGAUGGGGAGUCAACAAAGUGUGGCCACAGCAGUGCAGACUCUUCCUAUACAAAUAAGAGUGCCCCAAGCAUGCGCAACUCCACCCAUGGCAGCAAGCUGACCAAUCUUCACGCAGAAGCAGCUCAGUGCAAGUCUGCCUCAGCACCGGCGACAGCCAACGGUGCAGCCGUUUUAGACAACAGCCUCACUGAGCAUUCACUAGACAAUGAAAUUAAAAUGCAUGUAGCACCAGUCGAGGUGCAGUUCCGCCCAAUGAACAACAUCACCAAUCCAACAGCUGCCACUAACGGACACGCGAGCAGGCAUCACAAAAACAGAGCACGAGCACACAGAGCAAGUCGUCUGACUGUAUUGCGAGAGUACGCCUACGACGUGCCAACCAGCGUGGAAGGCAGCGUGCAGGGUGCCCCCCACAGGCGGCACCACCAUUAUGACGUAGCGGCACGCAAUAGCCGUCGGGCAGCCUACAUGGCCUACAGGGAGCGCCAUCAAAGCCAGCUGCAGCAGGACAGCAGUGACAGUGCGAGCCUGCCACGCCGCUCCCGCUACUCAGGAAAAGCGGGCAGCGGCACCUUGGGGAACGGGACAGUGGUGACUGUAGAGGCCGAACAGGUUGCUGCUACUGCGGCGUCAAGCUCGGGUAAAGACUCUGGUCCUGUAAAGCAGCCCAGCAGCACAGAACUAGAAAGCCAGCCCAAGUCAUAUGGGCUCAACCUUGACACUCAAAAUGGUGGCACACUUAAAGAAAACGGGCAAGCAGUGCCUUUAAUCAGCACAGAGAGUGCAGCCAGUGUAAAGACCGGCUUGUGGAAACAUGAAACUACUGUGUAGCGACGGUUUCCGUCCCAAAGACUGCAUAGUUAUAUGCUCUUGUCUUUAAACUGUGAAAUGUCUUUUUUUGUUGUUGUUUUUCGAUUGUACAUUUCUUUCUUGGAAAAAGAGUCCUUUGAAAAUAAUUAUUGGAAAAAAAAACUAGCCACAUUUUUGCCACUGAAUUGUUUUUGUAGAUAUGUUUUUGUAAAUGGUCUAUUUUUAUAACUUUUAAUCCAACUCCUUAUUCCAUUCGAGAGUUCUGUAAAUGAAACUGCAUGGUCUGAGCUGUGGCCCUGUGCAUACCCUUACCUUGGGGCUUUUUUUUUUUUCCAUUUUCUAGUUUGUCCCAACAAUAAUAAAACAAAAGUUCCAUUUA